Molecule: messenger RNA, 405 nt
Organism: Olea europaea var. sylvestris
Lineage: Eukaryota; Viridiplantae; Streptophyta; Magnoliopsida; Lamiales; Oleaceae
Exons: 2
Coding region: 1-405 (134 amino acids)
Source: RefSeq, a predicted model, not a curated record
AUGUUUGUGCUUAUUGCCGAAAAACUUGAUUUUCUGCUCGAAGAAAAAUGUCCCGAGGAACCUACUGAGACUACAAGCAAGUCCAAGAGGGCUGCGUAUGAUAAGUGGAUAGCUGCUGACAAGAUGAAGCUUGAAAGUCAAGAGACCUCUUAUGACAUACUAGAAAGCCUGAAGGGCAUGUUUGGACAUCAAAGUAGGAGGGCUCGCUUUGAGGCCAUUCAUACCUUACAGAACAUCCGCAUGAAACCCGGAACGCCUGUGAAGGAUCAUAUGUUGACUAUGAUUGCACAUUUCAACGUGACGGAGAAUCUGAGUGCAACUAUUAAUCAGGAAACUCAAGUUGAUAUGGUAUUGAAUUCUUUAUCCGAUAUGUUUUCACAGUUUACUGAAUAUGUCAUUAACUGA